UUUUAAUAAUAUUUAUAAUAUUAAAUAUGAUAUUAACAAUUUAUUUAAUUAUAAUUAAUAUAACAUAUUUUUUAGAGUGGGAAUUAAUUCCUUUUAAUUCUAUAAAUAUUGUUUUUACAAUUUUAUUAGAUUGGAUAUCUACAUUAUUUAUAAUAUUUGUUAGUUUAAUUUCAGCUUCUGUAAUUUAUUAUAGAAAAAGUUAUAUAAAGUCUGAAUUAAAUUUAAUACGAUUUUUAAUUUUAGUUUUAUUAUUUAUUUUAUCAAUAUAUUUAUUAAUUAUCAGUCCUAAUAUUAUUAGAAUUUUUCUUGGGUGAGAUGGAUUAGGUUUAGUUUCCUAUUGUUUAGUAAUUUAUUAUCAAAAUAUUAAGUCUUAUAAUGCUGGAAUAUUAACAGUUCUAUCUAAUCGGGUUGGGGAUGUUAUAUUAUUAAUAGUAAUUGCUUGAAUAUUAAAUUAUGGGAGAUGAAAUUAUAUUUUUUAUUUAGAAUUAAUAAAUAAUGAUUUUUCUAUAAAGAUUAUUAGUGUAAUAAUUAUUUUGGGGGCAAUAACAAAAAGAGCACAAAUUCCUUUUAGAGCUUGAUUACCUGCUGCUAUAGCAGCUCCUACUCCUGUUUCAGCUUUAGUUCAUUCUUCAACUUUAGUUACUGCAGGGGUUUAUUUAUUAAUUCGAUUUAAUAGAUUAUUAAUAACAUUAGAAUUUACAAAUUUCAUUUUAUUAAUUUCUAGUUUAACUAUAUUUAUAGCUGGGAUUUCAGCUAAUUAUGAAUUUGAUUUAAAAAAAAUUAUUGCUUUAUCAACUUUAAGACAAUUAGGUUUAAUAAUGAGAAUUUUAUUAAUAGGAUUUAAAGAAUUAGCUUUUUUUCAUUUAUUAACUCAUGCUAUAUUUAAAGCUUUAUUAUUUAUAUGUGCAGGAAUAAUUAUUCAUAUAAUAAGUGAUAAUCAAGAUAUUCGAAUAAUAGGGGAUAUUUCAUUUUACAUUCCUUAUACGUCAUUGUGUAUGAAUGUUUCAAGUUUAUCUUUAUGCGGAUAUCCAUUUUUAGCUGGAUUUUAUUCAAAAGAUUUAAUUUUAGAAAUGGUUAGAAUAAGAAAUUUAAAUUUAAUAAUUUUUUAUUUAUAUUAUUUUUCUACUGGUUUAACAAUAUUUUAUAGAAUACGUUUAAUUAUAUAUUUAAUAAUUAAUGAGUUUAAUUUAAGAAGUAUUUAUAAUUUAUAUGAAGAAGAUUAUAUUAUAUUAAAAAGAAUAUUUUUAUUAAUAAUUAUAAGAGUAGUUUCUGGUAGAGGUUUAAGAUGAUUAAUAUUUAAUUAUCCUUAUAUAAUUUAUUUACCCCUAAGAAUAAAAUUAAUAGUAAUUUAUGUUAGA
Messenger RNA from Leptidea sinapis, 1358 nucleotides. RefSeq names its product NADH-ubiquinone oxidoreductase chain 5-like. NCBI's taxonomy places the organism in Eukaryota, Metazoa, Arthropoda, Insecta, Lepidoptera, Pieridae. The record is from RefSeq and is a predicted model, not a curated record. The transcript has a single exon. Gene Ontology annotation, molecular function: NADH dehydrogenase (ubiquinone) activity. Gene Ontology annotation, biological process: electron transport coupled proton transport; ATP synthesis coupled electron transport.